UUCAAGUUACAUAACCUACUUACCUGCUAUGUGUUUUACUCUCUGCCACUUGGAUGAGACCACUGAACACUUGCUACCUGUGGACACAGGUUAUAAACAGAACAAUGAACUGCAGGGUUUUACUGGCUAUUUUAUGUCUUAUAACUGCCAAAAGUGCUGCACAAGUAACCACGUCUUCCACCAGUUCAGCACCCAUGACAGCUGCAAGCACAUUAAGCACAACUUCAGAGCCUGAAAUUGCAACUGCAGUUUUUGACUUGACCUUCAGCAUUAAAGAAACCUUUGAUCCUGCUCUGGCCAUUAGCAACUCCCCAAAGUUUUUAGAAAAAGCUAAAAAUAUCCGUAGUCAGGUUGAACCUUUGUACUCUAAAUCCUUUAAAAACUUCAUGCGCAUGGAAAUUGUACAAUUCAGAAGUGGUUUUGUGGUAGACAGUAGUGUCUACUUUAGUUCUAGUGGUCCAAAUGUUACUGCAUCCGACGUGAAGAAGACUCUCCUCAAUGGACUGAGCAGCUUGGAUUUUCCCGUUAUUUCAGCCUCAAUAAGUGCCAUUCAGGUUCUUGGUUCAGGUUCUGCAGGUAAUUCCAUGCCACCAGUGAUCGCCAGCUCACUUUCCCUGAUCUGGAUGUCUCUUCUAUCACUUCUACUUUCACUAGCAUUGCAUUUCUAACUUUAGACCUUAUCAUGAAACAUAAAUAUAUGAUUUUUUCUGUAAU
Messenger RNA from Clarias gariepinus (North African catfish), 714 nucleotides. RefSeq lists its product as uncharacterized. Lineage: Eukaryota; Metazoa; Chordata; Actinopteri; Siluriformes; Clariidae. The record is from RefSeq and is a predicted model, not a curated record. Bases 54 to 668 code for a protein of 204 amino acids. The transcript is spliced from 6 exons.